Messenger RNA from Staurois parvus, 306 nucleotides. NCBI's taxonomy places the organism in Eukaryota, Metazoa, Chordata, Amphibia, Anura, Ranidae. The record is from the annotation of a GenBank genome assembly.
AUGCACUCUGCCAAGAAAAAAAAAAAACCUCUUUAGCAAUACAAACUAAAUUGAGCAUGUGCAGAAUGGCUACAGUUCAGUCUGUCUUAUCAGGACAUAAGACAUGGACAUUUGAACAAGAGGAGGAGCAGAGAAGUCAGGAUCAAAUGGUCUUUUACACAAUGCAGAGAAUUAACCUCCCUAGGUUCCACAGUGAGUAUAACAAGCUUGCUUUACUGCCAGGGGUAGACUGACAACUCAUGGGGCCCCCAGGCAAUAGGGGAUCAUGGGGCCCCUGUGUCCUUGCCCAAACUCAAAAAAGCCUAU